Messenger RNA from Rotaria sp. Silwood2, 561 nucleotides. NCBI's taxonomy places the organism in Eukaryota, Metazoa, Rotifera, Eurotatoria, Philodinida, Philodinidae. The record is from the annotation of a GenBank genome assembly.
AUGAGUGAUUUAGUCUCACAAGCUGAUGUCCACCUUCCACCUGAUUCUCCAGAUGUGUGUAUAUUGUCACCUGUUCCAGUACUUUCUUCUACAUCGGAUAAUUCAACUGAAACAACAUCACAAACAAUUGUUAAUAUUCCAAAAACAGUACGAGAUAAAUUUUAUGUCAACAUCAAAACUUAUGAAACAAAUUGGUCAGGCCAAUGUAUAUUAUGUAAUAAAAUAAAAUAUGAUAAUAAAGGUGUAACAUCGAACAUAAAUCGACAUGUAAAAAGUCAACAUGGAAAAGAAUAUCAAGAAUGGCUUGCCCAGUUAAACGAAUCUAGCAAAAAAGAUCAGACAAAAAUAACUGAUAUAUUCAUUAAAACUAAUGAAACAACAAGAACAUCAUCAUUUUCAAAAGCUCAUUAUAAGAAUAAUCAUCCACGACAAAUUCAAUUAUCUCAAUCUAUUGUAGAAAAUCUAAUCAUCGAUAUUUUCACAAAGUGGUUUUAUAUUUCGACAACACAGGGCCAAGAUGUCAAGAAAGACUUUGCAAAUGUUAACCACGUUAAAAUGUAA